AUGGCUAAUCAACAACCGCAGCCAUCAGCCGAGUUCCUGGCAGAGACCCAGAGCCCAACAGUUAAGGCCGUAAUGUGGUUGAUGACGGGGAUGGCUAUGCUGUUUUUGGGUCUUCGCCUCUGUGUUCGACUUCAUCUGAAGCGGAUCUUUGGAUGGGACGACGUGAUUGCUGCCGUUGCCGUUGCCUGUCUCAUCGGCUACGCUGCAGUCUGUCAUGCAGCAGCAGAUAUCGGACUGGGUCGACACAUUCAGUAUGUCUCUAUGGAACCACAGAACCUCAUCGGCGUGGCACGAUACAGCAGCAUCAGUCAGACGCUUGCUAUUCUUGCCUGCGCUUUGGGGAAGACAUCGUUCGCUGUGACUCUGCUCCGGAUCGUGAUUCAGAAAUGGAUGAACUGGUUGCUUUGGUUCAUCAUCAUCACAAUGAACAUCGCGAACCUUCUUGCAGCACUGUUUGUUUUCGUGAAAUGCAAGGACCCGAGAUCGAAUUGGGACCCGAGCAUUGUAUCGAAGUGUUGGCCGGAUUAUGUGUUCACGAAUUAUUCGCUAUUCGUUGGAGCGUACUCUGGGCUUCAGGACUUCUUGCUAGCACUUCUCCCAUGGACUAUCGUCUGGAAUCUCCAGAUGAAGAAAAAGGAGAAGAUGGGCGUUGCCUUUGCUAUGAGUCUGGGUAUUUUGUCAAGUGCCGGUACAGCAGCGAUCGUUAAAACAGCUUACCUCGUGAAACUCUCCGCAAGAGCCGACUUUACCUGGGAGAUAGUCCCCCUCCUCAACUGGGCCGCCGUGGAAGACAGCCUCACCAUUAUCGCCUCCUCGAUCCCAACACUGAGGCCUCUUCUAACAAAAAUAUUCCCCUCGACGACCUCGCAAGAAAGCUACAACAUGCUCCCUCCACCACCGCCGAGUUACGAAAAGAAACGGAAUAUUCGCUUCGACACCUCUAUAUACGCAACGCAAGUGGAUCGUGAUCGAGAAGUGACGGAUCCUCGCGAUAACAGCAGCCAAACGAUGAUUCUACCGGUGACGCGGCCCAAGCCGAGUACUGUGGAUAAUAAGAAUCAAAUCAAUUUGACUACGGAAGUGUCUGUUUUGUACAAGUCGAAUGAUAUGGUCUAG
Aspergillus nidulans FGSC A4 is the source of this 1116-nucleotide messenger RNA. RefSeq lists its product as uncharacterized. NCBI's taxonomy places the organism in Eukaryota, Fungi, Ascomycota, Eurotiomycetes, Eurotiales, Aspergillaceae. The record is from RefSeq and is a predicted model, not a curated record. The transcript has 5 exons. The coding region runs from base 1 to 1116 and encodes 371 amino acids. Gene Ontology annotation, cellular component: membrane.